Molecule: messenger RNA, 935 nt
Organism: Prionailurus viverrinus (fishing cat)
Lineage: Eukaryota; Metazoa; Chordata; Mammalia; Carnivora; Felidae
Gene: TAC1
Product: tachykinin precursor 1
Exons: 7
Coding region: 101-493 (130 amino acids)
Biological process (GO): tachykinin receptor signaling pathway
Source: RefSeq, a predicted model, not a curated record
UGCCUCCACCACCACCUCGGAGACCGAGAGCGCAGAGCGCCCCGCGUGCGCUCAGAGCAGCCACAGGAAUCCUUCGGGCCUGCCCGCCGCAAAAUCCAACAUGAAAAUCAUCGUGGCCUUGGCCGUCUUUUUUCUCAUCUCCACUCAACUGUUCGCAGAAGAAAUCGGAGAUAACGAUGAUCUGAAUUAUUGGUCCGACUGGUCCGACAGCGACCAGAUCAAGGAGGAGCUGCCCGAGCCCUUUGAGCAUCUUCUGCAGAGAAUCGCCCGGAGACCCAAGCCUCAGCAGUUCUUCGGAUUAAUGGGCAAACGGGAUGCUGAUUCCUCAAUUGAAAAACAAGUGGCCCUGUUAAAGGCUCUUUAUGGGCAUGGCCAGAUCUCUCAUAAAAGGCAUAAAACAGAUUCCUUUGUUGGACUAAUGGGCAAAAGAGCUUUAAAUUCUGUGGCUUACGAAAGGCGUGCGAUGCAGGAUUAUGAAAGAAGACGUAAAUAAACCAGCUAAUGUGUAAUUUAUUGAGCUUCAUUUGUGUCAGUGGCCAGUGAAAGGUAAAAUGAGACAUGCACUAUGAGGAAUAAUUAUUUAAUAACAAUUGUUUUGAGUUGAAAACUCAAAAAACUGUUUUUCAUAUCGUGCCAAUAUGUGUUGUGAAAGUGUGUUAGAAUUCUAAUAGGACUCCCUCAGACAUAGAAGCCAGUGGUAAUUUCUCAACAAGGCACAGUGUUCAAUGAAAGUGAAAUACAGUCUUCAGAGAAAGAAGUCAUUUUUGUUUCUUGGAAGCAGGCACGUCAGCCACUGCUAAAGGAAAAGAAACUCACAGACAGGCUUGUGCUUCAUCUGUUUUCAUGGUGGAAAUGUACUAAGAUUUGGUAUAAAACUGUAUCCCUGCAGCAUGUUUCAUGUGUUGUGACUAUAUAGAGAUGUUUUUAAAGUUUUA